UCACACAGGUUGAGGACUCCACAUCAACAAGACUUCUACUACCACAGUUUCAUACUGACCUACAGAGCCUCUGCUGUGACCUCUGCUGUGACCUCUGCUGUGACCAUCAUCCACACAUCAGACCACCGUCCAGACAGACGGAGACAUCUGAGACUCCGGCAGAAGCAGACAGAGACAUCUGAGACUCCGGCAGAAGCAGACAGAGACAUCUGAGACUCCGGCAGAAGCAGACAGAGGUUAUAAAAACAGCCUUCACCCAGUGGAGUUGACGCAGUCAGGACUGGCGUGUACAGCAGCCAACCCAGAGAUGAGUGUGUCAACGUGUCAGAUGAAGGAACGUUACAACCAGCAGGGAUUCCUCUCUGCUGUACCGGUCCUAGACCACACAGAGCUGAGGGAGGCCAGACAGGCCUUCAACCACCUGGAGAGAGAGUUCGGUGAGGAGUAUACCCAGUACAGUCUCCACAAUGUGCACCUGCAGUACCCCUGGGUGAUGGGCCUGGCCAAACACCCCCACAUCCUUCAGGUGGUACAGUCCAUCCUGGGCUCUGAUGUCAUCCUGCUAGACUCACGCUUCAUCUGCAAGUACCCAACAACCCCCACACCCCACCCCACAGCCACACAGGCAGGAAAUGAUGCCAUCACUCUGACCAGUGAGGAGGAAGUGAGGUCAUCAGAGAAGGACCAACAGAGUGAGACUGGACUGCCCUUCGUGGCCUGGCACCAGGAUAUGAGGUACUGGGGAAUAGGGGGUCCAGUCCUGUCGGUGUGGCUGGCUCUAGAUGACUCACUGGCAGAAAACGGAGCCCUGAAGGUCAUCCCAGGAAGCAACUGCUCUGGCAUGCUGCCCCACCAACUCGCCUCCCGCCCCAGAAACAUGCUGUCAGUCAACCAGGAGAUCCCUGAGGAGCUGGUGCAAACGGAUAGCGCUCUACUCUGCCCCCUGCUGGCUGGGCAGAUGUCUAUCCAUGAUGGAUUGCUGGUCCACGCCAGUGACCCCAACACAUCCCAGAAGAGACGCUGUGGCUUGGUGAUCCGAUACGUCCCUACCUGUGCCUACCCUAUACAGGACCCAGACCGUCCCAGGCGUUUCCAUGCUACAGUGAUGGCCAGUGGAUCAGACCAGUUCAGUCACUUCUCCACCUUGCUGUGAUGAGCCUUACAGCACAACUACAACCAUAUCCAUAGAGAUCCCAUUACCAUAUUACUGUCU
Molecule: messenger RNA, 1213 nt
Organism: Oncorhynchus keta (chum salmon)
Lineage: Eukaryota; Metazoa; Chordata; Actinopteri; Salmoniformes; Salmonidae
Product: L-threonyl-[L-threonyl-carrier protein] 4-chlorinase-like
Source: RefSeq, a predicted model, not a curated record